Owenia fusiformis is the source of this 1558-nucleotide messenger RNA. The record is from the annotation of a GenBank genome assembly. Lineage: Eukaryota; Metazoa; Annelida; Polychaeta; Sabellida; Oweniidae.
GGGAGAAGUUAGUUGUUUGAAAAGUUGACACAUCGUUGGGCAAUUUCCAAUUUUGGAACUUAACUCGCGUUUAUUGUUAACAAGAGCAAUGGCUGAGUGGGUGCAUUGUAACAACUGUUUCAUACAGCCUGGCAGCAAUGGAAGAACUUUCUAUCUGACUAAUUGUGGGCACAUGUUCUGUGAGAUCUGCUCUGAGCAAUGUACAAGUGAGAAAUGUUCGAUGUGUGGUAAUCCAUGUACAAAAGUUGCACUCACGGGAAAGAUGGCGCCUGAUGUAGAGUUAUUCUUCACUGACCCUGUAGAGCUGAUGAAGAGGCAUCAGAAACAACUGAUGCAAGUAAUGGACUUCCAGAAAAACCACAGACAAAGACUCACAUCUUACAUCAGAGAAAAAGUCACAAGACAAAAAUCUAUUAUUGAAAAUAGCAAGAAAACAAUGGGACAAGAUGUAGAUAGAGAGAUGAAGGCUUUAAGAGAGGAGAACCAGUACUUAAAGAGGUUAAUCCAGAGUGGAAGAGGAGGUGGUGGCCCAGGUACCCCUGGUGGCAUGAGAGGGUCCAUGAUGGGCACCCCCACAUCAACACAAAGGCCUCUGUCGGGGAAGACUCCCUCCCCCCAGGGAAACAACUCUCCCUUUAACCAGAGGGCCAAUAGAGCUAGGUCGCCUUAUUCAAAUGAGAAACUUGCUAGUCAGUUUACACAGCCCAGAACACCCAGUGGUAGCAAUAGGAUUACAAUUAGAGGGCCUCCAUCACAUGGAAGAAUGGGUGUGAUUCCACAAUCAAGUAGGACCCCAUCACCACAAAUGCAAAAACUCCUUGGGAGUGCAGGCAAUAUCUCUAUAGAGAGAGACAAGAGGGGACACAUCUCACCUAUGAAUGUCAGUCCAGGGCCCAGUGCUUCAUUGCGCCGUGAUGGAUCAAAGAGUUGUCCCCUUCUCUCCCACCAAGCCUCACCCCAUACAAUUACUGUACCAACAUCUCAUGGCUACUCCACACCUGUAAGGAAGCAGAUACAGUUACCCCCUCGCAGUAGAUCUGGUGGAAUAAGGCAAGCUCUAUUGUCAACGCCAGAGAUGUCACCUUUAGAUAACAGUAAAACUUGACUCUCUUCAAAAUGUCAGUAUAAUGAACAGUGCACACAUACUGCAUGAUGUCAGUAUAGGAAUCUGAAUGACAAUAUAUUAUAUGAUGUCAACAUAGUGGACAGUGUCGAUAGCCCAAUAUACUGUAUGAUGUGAAUUUCAAGAAUACCAAAAUGUUAUAUGAUAUCAUUGUUGAUUUGAUGUCAGUUUAGUGCUAUAGGUUGUAUGAUGUCAGAUUUAUAACAGUGUCAUUAUAUUUUAUUGUGACAGUAUUAAUCACCAUUGCUGAAAUGAUGCAAAAUGUCAAUAUAAUGAAGUGAAGUAAAAAAGUGUGUGUUUGGCAUCAUUUUUUAAAUAAUUGUAAGCCAAAACAAAGUUCUGCUAUUUUUUAGAUACACAGAGUGAUCCAGAAGUUAUGAUAAAAACACUGUGUCUUUUUCCUGAGUAAAGGUUAUCACAAUUUUAACUCAAUGU